Bathycoccus prasinos is the source of this 1620-nucleotide messenger RNA. Its product is annotated as GTPase ObgE. Gene Ontology annotation, cellular component: mitochondrion. Lineage: Eukaryota; Viridiplantae; Chlorophyta; Mamiellophyceae; Mamiellales; Bathycoccaceae. Gene Ontology annotation, molecular function: GTP binding; GTPase activity. Bases 1 to 1620 code for a protein of 539 amino acids. The transcript is spliced from 2 exons. The record is from RefSeq and is a predicted model, not a curated record.
AUGUCUGCUUUUGCAUCACUCGUAGCGCGGAGAGGAAGAACGGCGACGUAUCGUUGGUGCAACUUCUGCCUCGCGCACCAAAGGCAAAACGAGUUUGAGCGGUAUUAUUCGUCUUCUGGGACGACGACGACGACGACGACGACGAUUCAGACGACGAAAAUACUCGCGACUUUACUCGAAGAUGCGAUUGCGGAUUCCAACAGGAAAGAGACAGAACAAGAGAUGAUACCAUCAUCAUCGCAGGAAGAUAACCAAAAGAUCGUGGACCGAACGCGCGUUCGCGCGAUUGCAGGGAAAGGCGGGAAAGGGUGCGCCUCGUUUCGGAAAGACGGCGGGUCGAGAGGACGGAGAGGUGCGGAUGGCGGGAACGGCGGGAACGGCGGCGACGUCGUGUUGAAAGCGGUUGGCCAGCGAGGGCCGAAGAGUUUAGGUCACGUGGGGAACUUGUUGAGAGCGGAAAACGGAGGAAACGGAGGGAAAGAGAGGAUGCAAGGGAAACGAGGGAAGACGAAGGUGAUGGAAGUGCCGGUUGGGACCGUGGUCUGGGAGGAAGAAGAGAGAGAAGAUGUUGUCGUCGAUGAUAACGUCGAGGUGACGAAAAAGAUGAUGGCGAAUUGGGGGUCCUCCGAGCCCGUGUGGGAUGAUAACGACGAUGACGACAACGAGGAUGGUGAUAAUCUCGAGAGAAGCGACGACGGAGAACACGACGACGAUGAAUUAGAAAUAGAGUACAUAAGAACCGCGCAUUUACGUCCGAGAGGGUAUAAAUACGGCAUUUGGCGAGUGCUCGCGGAUUUGUCAACACACGAGGACGAGUUUAAGCUCGCAAUAGGAGGCAGAGGCGGGAAAGGGAACGCGAAUUUUCCAGUCGGAAAAACAGCCGGAGAGUACGAUCCCGGCGAACCAGGGACCGAGAGAAGAGUGGUUUUAGAGUUGAAAACAGUCGCGGACGUCGGGUUUAUUGGGUUUCCAAACGCCGGGAAAUCCACGAUGUUAACGGCGCUGACCAACGCGAAACCAAAAAUCGCGCCGUACGCGUUUACGACGUUGACCCCACAAUUUGGUGCUCGCGAAAUUGAUUUAGAUAAAGAGAUGGAAACGAAAGUGAGCUUGACGUUUGCCGAUGUACCCGGUUUACUUCCGGGCGCGCACAGGAACAGAGGCUUAGGUCACGAUUUUUUGCGACACGUGGAGAGGUGUCGAGUGCACGCCUACAUCGUCGACGCGACUGGUGGUGAUGGAAAGAAUAAACGCGCGACGACGGGUAAUACAGAACAAGACGAUGCAAAUGAAAGUCUACCUGAAAAUAGCAAAGAAACCAAUAAGCUGCCCCACGAAGCCUUGAUUGAUUUAGUCAACGAGUUGGAAACCUACAAACCAGACAUAACGAAAACGACGCCGGCGAUUGUCGUGGUGAACAAAAUGGACUUGUUAUUGUUCAACAGUAGCGAAGAUGAUGGCAAUAACGCUAGAGAAGGAGCUUCUUUCGCCGAAGCGAUUAAGAAGACAAUCUCUGCGUCGAUUACGAAAGCGAUCGGAUCGUUAGGAAAAGAUGCGUCUUUGUGGGAAAUUGUGUUCGCUUCCGGUAAAACCGGGGAAAACGUGGACGAGUGCCAGUAG